Messenger RNA from Drosophila suzukii, 1420 nucleotides. RefSeq names its product zinc finger protein Paris-like. The record is from RefSeq and is a predicted model, not a curated record. Gene Ontology annotation, cellular component: nucleus. Gene Ontology annotation, molecular function: DNA-binding transcription factor activity, RNA polymerase II-specific; zinc ion binding. Lineage: Eukaryota; Metazoa; Arthropoda; Insecta; Diptera; Drosophilidae. Gene Ontology annotation, biological process: regulation of transcription by RNA polymerase II.
AGAGUACUUAAAGUAUCAAUGAAAUCUCGAGGUGUAAACAAACUAUCCAAAUACCUAUCAAAUCUAAAAUAAAACAAACCAAACCUAUGAUGAAGGAGCUGUGUCGCGUUUGCAUGCUGAGUUCCCAAGACAUGAUUAAUAUUUUCGAUGGAGCCCCGGAAUCUGGAAUUCCUAUAGUGGAUAUUAUUGCUUACCAUACUGGAUUGGAAGUCAAGCGAGGAGACUUAUUUCCUGAGACAGUUUGUAAAAUAUGCCUGCAGGAUGCGCAAAAUUCGUAUAAGACUGGACAAACUUCAGAGCAAUCCCACCACUUGCCAACUAUAGUUAAGGAGGAAGAGGAAGUUAUUGAGGAGAAUCUUAUAGAGGAGGCGGAAAGCCAGAUAUUUAUGUGCCAGGUGAAGGAGGAGGUCCUUCAUGAGGAACUAGAAGAGAAAGGGAAUCCAGACAAGGAAUUUUUGCAUGAGGACGAACGCCUGUGCUUCUUUCAAGAUGUUAACUACCAAGUUAAAGAAGAGGACACACAUUGUUUGGAACCCCAAGUGAAGAACGAACCCAUCGAAGAUGAUUUCCAAGAGGAAGUCAAUCCCUUACUAGAAAUCCCAAGUGAUCAACCCGACGAACGAGUAAAAGACGAUGACACUGAACAAGAAGUGAAGUACGAGCCCAUUGAAGAUGAUUUCGAAGAUGAGGUCAAACCCUUUUUAGAAAUCAAUAGUGAUCAACCUGAUAAACAAGUAGAAGACGAUGAAAUUGCACAGGCCCGUCUUAAUUGGAAAAAUUCGUACAAGUGUUCCUACUGCCAAAUAAGCUUUCGCAAUCGAUCAUCUAUGAUGAAGCACUUCCUCAAGCACACGGGGGAACGACCUUAUAAGUGCAUCCAAUGCCCGAACUCCUAUAAAGUGAAGGAGUCCUUAUUGGCGCACAUGAUGACCCACAGGGGAGAGGAGCCGUUCAAGUGCCCCCAUUGCUCUAAGGGGUUUGUGCGAGAACCCAGUCUGAAGAAACACCUGAGCAUUCACACAGGGGAACGGCCGUUCAAGUGUGCCGUCUGUUCGAAAACAUUUCGGCUUAAGGAACAUCUUAAGCGCCACAAUAGGUGCCAUACGGGAGAACGACCCUAUCAAUGUGAUCAAUGCGAAAAGACCUUUGCGGACAAUUCUUUUCUAACGGUACACAAACGAAGUCACACGGGCGAGCGACCCUAUAAAUGCCCCGAUUGUCAGGCAACUUAUGUGGAUAGUGGAAGUCUCAGAAAACACAGAAUGACUGACACGAUAGAACCGUUUAAUUGUGACCACUGCGACCAGACUUUUAAGGCUAAGGGGUGUUUUAAUUAUCAUAUCAGAUCUCUGGACUGUAGUUCAAAAGUAAAAAACUUAGGGUAAAUCUAAAUAAAUCUAUUAUGUUUACCAACUAUAAA